GUGCAGAAGAUCACAUCGCCGGAAUGAAUCGCGGUCACCUGGUACUCUUAGUGGUCUGUGCGGCUGGGUUUUCCCUUUCAAUGGGUUUCCCACAGAAAGAACUGAUAGCGCCGGACAGUGACGAAUCGGAUGUGAGUGGCAUUGGCUUCGUGACCCUGGACGGAACCGCCAGCGACGAGAGUGACGAAAGUGACCAGGGCAACGCCUCCGACGAUUUGAUAUUCCUGAGUCGCAAGAAGCCCACUCCCUCCAAUAGCUCCGUCGAUCUGAGCGCCUUUGUGGCCCUGAUUCCCCUGCAGGAAGUGCAGUCCAUAGCCGCGCAGUAUUAUCACCACGAUGCCGAGUUCCAAAGGGCCUAUGCCUUCCUCGCCAGCAGCGAUUUUGCGGACAUCAAGCGCAAGAUCCUUCAGCUGCCGGAGGUCGAGGAGUUCACCAACUACCUGGGUGCCCACGGCUUGGAUGUGAUCAAGGUUAUGCACGCGGUGGCGGCGGUGUUCAAGCACUCCGUUCUGGGAUCGGCAGACGUCAAAGAAGCACCUAAGGCCCCAACCACCGAGGAUGGCAGCUCGGCCGCCGGCGAGGCGCAGAGUGGCCUGCACGGAAUGGUGGAGAGGGUCCUGGAGAUCCUGCCGCAGGACCAACUGUAUGCCCUAUUUUUCGACGAGUUCGAGAGCAACAAACAGUUCGCCGCUUUUGUGGACAGCAUUAGCAGUCCCAAGUUUGCCAAAAUUUUGAGCGGCCUGCAGAACUCAUUGCCGCUGCGAAAUUUCCUAUUUGUCCUGCACAACAACAGCAUCUACGUGGAGCGGAUUGUGGAGUCUGUUAAAUCGUAUUUAUCCAUCUCCAGCUUUUAAUUUGCUUAAGUCUCGGGGAUUUUUCAAGGCUCGCUGGUGGGUUCGAUGUGGCAGGAAAACUGGCAGCAAUGAGGGACAGUAACUAGCCUUACAUAUUUAUCAAUAUUAAAUUAAAUGCCAUCAAAAUUAGGGCCAAUUUCACAAUGUCAUGUUAAAGCUCUGGUUUAUUAUAUAACAAGAAGUUAAAGUGAACGAUGAGUCAAAAAAUUUUGUUGCAUCUGCCGUCAGUGAUAACUUAUUAUGCAGUUCAUUGGUAAAAUCAGUCAGAAAAAACUUAACUCAGUGUUGAAAGUUAACAAUACAUUGAGAAAUCGGAUUUGAAAUUAUUCUUCAAAUACAGUUCCUUCUAAUGUUAUAUUUUACAACCUUUUGUAUCUUUUAAUUACUCAACUUCAUUUCAUUAUCAAUUUAGAUUUAUAAUUGCAAGUCAAAAGAAACUUUUGGAAGUUGUUCUAAAAAUGUGUCCUAUCUAUAGCCCCAACUGCUAUAUUUAUAAUGUGGUAACUUUCCCUAACUGCGUGUGCUGUUUAACCGCCACUUUUUGCCUAUCACGAGCAUAUGAAAAUGGGCCCCCAUUUAGUGUGUAAUAAACGGAAAUCCUUUAAAGACA
Messenger RNA from Drosophila biarmipes, 1464 nucleotides. RefSeq lists its product as uncharacterized. The coding region runs from base 24 to 854 and encodes 276 amino acids. The transcript has 3 exons. Lineage: Eukaryota; Metazoa; Arthropoda; Insecta; Diptera; Drosophilidae. The record is from RefSeq and is a predicted model, not a curated record.